AUGGUCGACUUCGGCUGGUCUGCUGGCUGUAUCGUCGACGCUAUCAAGGCCGCAGACAAGAUACGGAGGGCACUGCAGGACGCCGGAGGCGCCAAAGACCACUAUGCCGAGACCAUAGCCUUUCUCUCCCAAGUUGCAGUCACGUUCAAAUACCUGGAGAAGCAUAUUGAGGACAAUCCGGAGUCACCAUACCGCGAGCUUAUCGAGCACCAAUUGAAGCUCCUCCAAACUCCAUGGAAGAAAAUAGAAUCCAGUUACAUGGAGAAGUACGCAAAGAGCCUGGGCGUCAACUCAACAAGAUCGAAGAUCAAGCAGGCACCGCGGAAGAUGCAAUGGGCUUUGAAGGACGUGGAUGAUAUUGUGAGAAAGACCAAGGCAGAUAUUCUGGGGCCAUUGCAGAUGAUCGAGUCGUUCCUGUCGCUGGAAUUAAUAAAAUCGAUUCGAGCACUCAACGAGAAAUGCCAACAAAUCGUCGACGAGCUCCGUCUCGCCGAUAUCUCUAGCACAAUUCAGCACCGUUUCCAUGAGCUUGGCCAAGAUGUUGCUAUCCAGACAACGACUCAAGCUCAGCAGCUGGAGACUCUGGGAUCACUACAGCGAUCUAUCGACCAACAGCACAGCGAAGUUGCUGGCCUGAUGAAGGAGGCUAAUUCCGCCGUUUCGUCUCGCCCACUGGAGAAGAAAGCGAUCGAUUCUAUACUCAUCAUGACGGAAGAGACCGCAUCAACAGUUAAGUCCAUUGAAGAAAAGCUACAGUCUCCGACUACGUCCAACAGAGCCCUGGCAGAGGUCCUACGGACCCAACAAUUGCGCCUCGAUAACAUACAGACGGCCCUCCAAGGGCUCAUAAACAACCGCCAAGCACAAUCAGUGGCCCAAAGCAGUAGAGACCGUGGAAAGAGCAAAGGAAAGGCUGCGCUGGGUCUCAUAGCAACUGGCAAAGUGCUCACCACUGCAGCCUCAGGAUUUGCAUUAGGCUCUCAGCGAAACUUACGAAGAGUACCGUGA
Molecule: messenger RNA, 1008 nt
Organism: Trematosphaeria pertusa
Lineage: Eukaryota; Fungi; Ascomycota; Dothideomycetes; Pleosporales; Trematosphaeriaceae
Exons: 2
Coding region: 1-1008 (335 amino acids)
Source: RefSeq, a predicted model, not a curated record